This is a messenger RNA of Moneuplotes crassus, 2739 nucleotides long. NCBI's taxonomy places the organism in Eukaryota, Ciliophora, Spirotrichea, Euplotida, Euplotidae. The record is from the annotation of a GenBank genome assembly.
AUGUCUGGAACAACCAGAAAAAGCCAAGCGGACAUGCUUUCUUGUGGACUUGUCCCUCUCCAGAACUUGGAUAUACCCAAGCUCAAAGUGGAAGAAGAGCAAAAGCAGGAGGACUGGCAGGAAGCUCAGCCUCAAAUGGAUCAAGAGGAGCAGAAAGACCAAGUUAACAGUGAACAAGAUAUCCAGGACCAAGAUCAUAUUGAUUCAAAGGAUAAUGACAGAGAUGUUCGUGCCCGACAGAUUAAAAAAGAGCAAAAAAUAUUGCAACAAAGAAAAACAAGCGUUGAAGACAAGAUUAGCAAGAUUAAAAAGGAAGUCGAGAAGAAGAACAAACAAUUGAAAGGAAAGCCUCUAGAAAUCAGACAAGACCAACAGGAAAAGAAAGAGUUUGAAGAACUGCAAACAAGGUACAAAAAAAUCCAGAAUGCUAUCGAAGAGUUCAAAUUGAAAAAUAAACCUCAAAAUAACUCAGACCCUAUGCAGACAAAUCAGAAGAUGGAAGAUUACUUGACAGAUAUGGAGAAGGAAGUCAACGAAUUUAGCAACAAAUUUAAGGAAAAUGCCAAAAUAGAAGAAAAUGAAGAAGACCAACAACUCAAGCUAGAUCAUAUAUUAAACCCUCCAACUCCCUUUGACCUCGAACAGACCCUAAAGAAGCUAACAAAGGGAAACAAGGAGGAUUAUGAAGAAUUAAAAAAUUAUCAGAAAUCUCACAAUCCCCCUCAUACAAGGUCAUCAAAGUCAGGGAGUGAAACAAAGCCGCAAAGCUCGCUUAUUGAAGGGCGUUCGCCGAAAGAUUCUCUUUCAGAAUCAGAGGAUGAUUUGGAGAAAAGAAAAUCUGAAGGAAAUUCUAAAGAUCAUGAGGAAACUAAAUUUGGAAAUCCAGAUGAAGAAGAUAAAAGUGGAACUGAUAGUUUUGUUUUAUGAGAUGACCUAUCAAGCAAAUGCUCACAAAAUAGUAAUGAAGGAGCAGAUAAUAAAGAAGAAGAAUGGAUUAACGAAACUGUGUCUGAAGAACUCAAAAUAACUGAUUUGAACUUUCUCAACUUUUUGAUUGACCAGUACCUCGAACAACAAGAUCCUCUAUUAAAACAGAAGAAUAAACCUGAAACCGAAAGCUUCAAAAUUGCUCAUGUGUUCAUGUUUUGGAAGUGGGGAUCCUUCAAAAGCAAAGAUGAAAAUUCAGAAGAGCCUCAUUUUUUGCCAGAAAUAAAUGAAAAACAAAUUAAAGAUCACAUUAAAAGUCUUAUGAAAAUUAUCAAAAAGUAUGAGAUGUCAGACUGCGCCUUAUGGAACAUUCUUUGAGACCAGUCAAAACAUAACAUUAAAAUUGAUGAAUAUCUUAAGGGUAAACUACAAGAAUGCAAAGAAGAUCUAGACAAGGUCAGAAAUAAGAUAGUUGAUUUAGCAACGCCUGAGAAAAUAAAGAAAGAAAAGGAACAGGAGAUACUUAAGAAAGUCAUGAAAGUCCUUCAUGGAGAUCUGAAUGAAUAUAAUAACAAAUUAAAAGAAAAUAUUGAGAAAGACAAAGAGAAAAUGAUUAAGGAAAUCAAUGAUAAAUGAAGUGAAAACCAAAUAAUAUUAAAGAAAAAAUAUCAAAAUAAUAUUGACAUUAUAGUUAGAAUAGCCACAGACUUUGAAAUAAACUUUGCAACAAAUAAUAAAAAAUUGAAUUCAGAAAUUGAGGAAAAUAAAAAGAACAUAGAAUCGAUCACAUCUCUCAUUGAGUUCAACGAGAAAAGAGAGAAACUUAACAAAUAAAAUAAUGGAGAUUAAUCAACAAAUAGAAAAAUUGGAUUCCAAAGCUAAUGAGAAAAUCCACCAAUGUAUUUAUACAUAUAAGAAGGAAGAAGCUCUUCUUGAAGAAGAUCUAACUCAAAUACAAACAAAAAUUGAUAUUCUUGAUGCAGAAACUCAAGAAAGAUCCGAAAAUUCAGUAAAUAAUCAGAUGAGGGAGACAGAAACUUAUAAGAAAUGUACCAUUGAAUUUGUUCAUACUCCCAAACUUGAGGAAGAACAGACAAGUGCUUUAGUCAUUCCAUUUGAUGAGCAACUCAGAACUAGCAAUCUUCCUGAAAGCUAUAGAAAAUUAGCCGAAGAUGCUGGUGAGAAACUCAAAAAUGCCUGUCAGCAAUACAAGAACCAGCACUUCAGAUUAAGAACAGGACUUGCUACAGUGUUCCCAUCUGGCAAAUUGAAGUUCAACAGUAUUAUUGCAGCUGUUGGACCAAUAACAUCUAGUGAAGUCUCUGAAGAGCUGAUGAAGAAGACCAUUAAUUCAGUUCUGGAUUUGGUGAUAGACUAUAACCUAAAGUCCAUCUUCAUCCCAUCGUUUGUGAACAAUGACUCUGAAAUAACAGAAGAGGAAUAUAUAACAAUAAUUACAAGAUCAAUCCAACAGUUUAUUGACGAUAACUCACAAGAUAUGGCAACCAGAAGAAUUGUAAUAGAAUCCCCUGACCCAGCUCCAGCCUUCCCGCAUUCCCCUUCAGACAUGUCAUCUCCAGUUCUUAAACCUGUUGCAACUUCUUUAUCAACAGGUAUUCCAGCUUCUGACCCUCGUGAAGAAUCCAAGUCCCCUACUGUUGAAGCACUCGAGGACACUCAACCUGAGCUUCCUAGCCAGGAAGACCAAGACCAGCCCGAAGAAGAAUCAGAUGCAAUGAAGGAGUUGAGAGAAAGGAGGGAAAUGACAGCAAAAUAUAAAGGAUAAUUGAUAAUUGAUGUUCAAUGUUGACC